Messenger RNA from Salarias fasciatus (jewelled blenny), 1516 nucleotides. Its product is annotated as platelet-derived growth factor receptor-like protein. The record is from RefSeq and is a predicted model, not a curated record. Lineage: Eukaryota; Metazoa; Chordata; Actinopteri; Blenniiformes; Blenniidae. The transcript has 7 exons. The coding region runs from base 151 to 1335 and encodes 394 amino acids.
AGGAAUUUGUGUGAUUUUGGUAAACAGCUGACUGCUCACUUUGCGACUCUCCUCCACUUCUCUCUUCUGCCUUCCCUCAUUUGACUCUCUGCAGCGUGGACCGUGGGUCAAACUGUAUGAACUCACAGCGAUUUGAUAAUCCGCCCUGUAAUGCCUCUGGUAAGCUCGUCCGGAUGGAGGUGGAGGCUGGUACUCAGCACUCUUCUCGUAUGUGCUCUAAUCUUCGAGUUAGAUGCCCAGGAGCAGAGGGGCACACGAAGAACAGCGCCAAAGCAAAGCAAACCCAAACUUGGGAAAGCAACAAAUAAAGGGCCCCGAGCAGCAACGACCAAACCGAAGACCAAAGCUGCUCCUGCCCAGGCGCCGGCUGUCCUCACACAGGUGGUAAACAGAGGGAAGUUCAAGAAGGUGGGAGAGACCCUAAGUGUGCCGACGGGUGGGACUCUGGAGCUGAGGUGCAGGGGAAAACCUGUGCAGUGGGCCGUCCCUCCGUACCUGGAGGAGGAGGACGACGGCAGGCUGAGGAUCGUCCAACAUGAGCGAUAUGGAGCUCUGACGUUGGUCAACAGCACUGGAGCAGACACAGGAGAGUACACCUGUUAUCCCAUGUACUGUGAAGAUACUGACUGCAGGAAGGAGUACAACAAAGCUGUGAAAGUCUUUGUCUUUUUUCCAGACCCGCAAGAACUAUUUGUUCCAUCGUCUGACUACUACGAGGUGAUUCAGCUGAGGACCAACUGGCCGACGGUCCUCCCCUGUCAGGUGACGUCGCCCGAGGCCGAGGUGACCCUGCACCGGGAGUUUCCCCCGGUGGAGGUGGCCGUGGACGGCACGGAGAUCUCCUUCGACGUGAAGAAGGGCUUCACCAUCCACCGGCCGCGGCCCCAUCACGCUGGAGCUCUGUACUGCGUGGCCAGUCUGGGAGCGCUGAGGCAGAGCUCCACCAAGUACAUGCUCAUUUAUGUCAACUACCCCAUGGCUCCUCCUGCGCCAGUCAUCCAGGCUUCAUCGAGCUCAGUAACUGUUGGGGAAAACCUGCGUGUGAGCUGCACAGUGAUGGGAGAGCAGAACGUGGCGAUAGACUUCACCUGGGAGUAUCCAGGACAGCAGAUCGGGAGGCCUCCGUACACUCAGGAGAGCGCCGGUCCCGUCAGUGGAGGAGCGGCUCAGCAGCAGUCUCAGUCGGUUCUCCUGGUGGACGAAGUGAGAGACGUGGACCAGGGAACCUACACCUGCACCGCCCACAACCUACAAGGAGCCAAAUCUGUGUCCGCCACCGUUAAAGUUAUACCAAAAGCCAAAGUUAUCCCAAAAGCCAAACCAAAGAAGCCUUAAGUGGAAAUUAACACCGUAGUUAGCUUCGUGAGAGGAUUUAUUAGUGGGUUGGAACACCAAAGAAAACAUCCUUCUCUUUUUUGCUGCUGUGAAUGAUGAACGAGCACUGCACCGUUACUACUCCAUUUGGUUGUUUAGAUGAUUGAAUGUACAUUGUUUAGUCUUGUAUAAUAAAACUUUU